CUCGCACAUUCCAGUCUGUUCACUCUGUAACCACACUGACAGUUAUGACUCUGAACAUGGACUUUAUCAAACGUGGUGUUAGCAGCUUGUUCCUGUUUCUGCUCUGGGUAAAAGGUCUGGCUGAUGGCAGUGAUGUCACACAGACUGCCAUAGUGUGGGAGAAAAAGGGAGACAAUGCAACAAUGCACUGCAACCACACCAAAGGUGGAACAUAUUUCCAGAUGUACUGGUACAGACAGCUGCCGGGAGAAGACAUGAAACAAGUCGCGUUUACAAGAGCAAACACAGAUCCCGAUUUUGGAAAUUUCAGUGCGAAAAAGUUCGCAGCCACCAAACCCGACGCUCACAGUGGAACAUUCACGGUGAAGAAUGUGGAGCCCAGUGACAAAGGCUGGUAUUUCUGUGCCGUGGCUCAGCCCCACAGUGGUGCUCACACCAGACCAGCAAAGACAACGGGAGAAUCUAUUGACAAAGAGAUCAACUGUACAUACUCUAUAACCCAGCACAAUACCAUUGUCUGGUGCCACCCUCCCCACCUGACUGGUCAGGCACACCUGCGGCACCUUGGCAAUCAGGUGGAUUGCCUCAAAGCUGCAGGGAUGGAAGCAGACGGGGCCAGUGGGCCAAACCGCCAGACAGUGAGAAGCUGUUGGUCGUGA
Molecule: messenger RNA, 659 nt
Organism: Solea solea (common sole)
Lineage: Eukaryota; Metazoa; Chordata; Actinopteri; Pleuronectiformes; Soleidae
Exons: 4
Coding region: 45-659 (204 amino acids)
Biological process (GO): cell surface receptor signaling pathway
Cellular component (GO): plasma membrane
Source: RefSeq, a predicted model, not a curated record